AUGCAGCGAAGUUCAGAACUUGGAACGCAUUUAUCUCGAGACGAACACUCGAGUGAGUGCAGUGUGUAUAGCGAAUCGACAGAUGAAGGGGUCAACCCAGUCCACGAUGUGCAGAUUCUCAAGACCCUAGCCAUGAUAAAGGCCAGAGACCCUCGCAUAUUCGACAAGGAUGUGCGUUUUUUCUCUGACGACGCUCUGCCUCAGGCACCAGCUAGUGUGAAGGCAGCAACUGAUAAGCUGCAACAUUCACGUAAGGAGGAGUUCAACGCUAUAGCACGCAACAUGGUCGGCCAGCGAAUGGCCGAACGUGGAGAUGAGACAGGCGAUCCAUCGACACAUCUUACUAACAAGGAGCGCAGAAUGCUCUCCAAAAUACCACUUCAUGCCGAUGCAGAGUCUAUAAAGGUCUGUCAGGACUGGGUUGCGUCCCAAACGGGAGAGGUACACGCAGAAGACAAGACAGACAAGUUCCUUAUGAAUUACCUGCAGUCCCAAGCGUGGUUGCAAGAUGAGGUUUCCGAACGAUCAAGCACAGAUUUGAAGGACGUCUCUGACUCUGAAAAGCAACUAGAAGCACAAGAUCUUUACGAAGACGCGUACAAUCACCGCAAAGAAGAGGAUACCCGACAGAUCAUCAACUAUGCGCGGAAUGUUUUCCGGUCCAUACGAGAAACUAGGUCGAAGAGGGCAGAGGCAAGACAGCGGAAAAAAGAACGAGUAGCCAACGAUGCGCUUAUGCGGAAGAGUGAGAUUGAAAAGAAGAAGGCCGAGAAGAGGGCAGAAAUAAUGGACGAACUGAAGAAGCUAGCAGAGGAGUCUGGGAUUCCAUUGGAGAAGUUACAAAGCCAUCCCUUAUUUGAUGAGAAAGACUUCGAUGGCAAUGACCUGGGAGAGGUGAUGGACCAGCUAUUUGAUGAUAAUUUUUAUGAUAGCGCCAAUGGAAACGAAGAUCCGGGCGAAAAGCCUGUUUUUAGCAGCAUGAGUGAAGAUGUGAGUGAGCAGGACUAUGAGGAUAAUUCGGAGCAUAGCGAUACAAGCGGUUCGGGACACAGUCACAAGAAGGAAAAGCACGAGGCAGAGCUUGAGCCACACAUCAAGGCAAAGUUGGAUAGGCACAUGAACGAACUUAAUAUGAUGGACGAGGUGGAUUAUGUUCCAGGAUUCGGGCCUGUCCGAUUCCGAUACACGUCUGUCACACCUAACAACUUUGGUCUUACAGAUGAAGAUCUUCUAAUGGUUCCUGAAAAGGAGCUCGACAAAAUUAUGGCAACUAGACACAUGGUGCCCUACGUCAAGCACGAUCCAGAGAUGAAUUAUAGCAACUUUUGGGACUUGCGCAGACAGGGUAUUAUUCGGGGCAAUCCAAAGAGCGUCCGUGAAGAGAAGCUCAAAGAGCACAGCAGACCUCUCCGAGGAUAUACUAAGAAAGAGCCGACUGGGGCUGCCCGCCAGGACAUGCUCCGCAAAGCCCAGAUCACAGGGUCUCAAGCCCGACUGGAUGCAUAUUUUCGUAAGUAG
Giardia duodenalis is the source of this 1518-nucleotide messenger RNA. Its product is annotated as KRI1-like family protein. The coding region runs from base 1 to 1518 and encodes 505 amino acids. The record is from RefSeq and is a predicted model, not a curated record. Gene Ontology annotation, biological process: endonucleolytic cleavage in ITS1 to separate SSU-rRNA from 5.8S rRNA and LSU-rRNA from tricistronic rRNA transcript (SSU-rRNA, 5.8S rRNA, LSU-rRNA). NCBI's taxonomy places the organism in Eukaryota, Fornicata, Diplomonadida, Hexamitidae. The transcript has a single exon. Gene Ontology annotation, cellular component: nucleolus; 90S preribosome.